UGAUGACAUGGAUUGCAAAUACAGCAAACUCAAACCCUCUGCAAAGACUUUUUCAGACAAUUGACCUCAUGGUUAGAUGUUACCUUUUCAAGUGUCCACACUUUGUCAUCAGUGGGAUAAACUGCUGGAAUGUUCUUGGUUUUUAGUUAAAUGUUUCUGGGCCAGCAGCUUCAACAGUUUGUGCAAACUCUUCCUGAAAGAAUGGGGGCAGGAGCCUUAGCCAACUGUCAGAACACAACUGCAGUGCGACUCAAAGAGGACAUGAAGAAGAUUGUCCAGCAGCCACUGAUAAGGCAGAAAGGCCUAGGGUCCAGGAAAGCAUUUGGCAUUUCUCUACUGGACCUUCAGCAGCAAGGGCUUUUAAGCAAUGGCGUUCCAAGCCUGGUGAAGAGCAUGGUGGACUAUUUGAUGGAACAUGGGCUUCAGCAGGAAGGCCUGUUCCGGGUGAAUGGAAAUGUGAAAGUGGUGGAUCAGCUGCGUCAGAGGUACGAGAGCGGGGAGGAUGUGGACCUCGUUCAGGACGGAGAUGUGUGUUCAGUAGCCAGCCUCUUGAAACUGUUUCUACGAGAGCUCCCUGAUGGUGUCAUAACCUCCACUGUACAACUGGCAGCGAUACACCUGUACCAGGCUCACAGCGAUGACGAUCAAUUGAAGAAAGAUCUGAAAGACCUGCUGAGACAGCUUCCUGAUCUCCAUUACUGCCUGCUGAAGUACUUGUGCCAAUUCCUGACGCACGUUGAAAAACAACACAAGGACAAUCGAAUGACUGUGUUUAAUCUGGCCACAGUGUUUGGACCAAAUAUUUUUCAUGUCCGUUCCGGGCUCGAAGGUAUGAAGCAGCAGGACAUUUGCAAUAAAAUCAUGGCCAAACUGAUAGCGAACUACAGAACAAUUUUUGAGUCUGGGGAAGACAAAGAACAACCAACAGAAGAGAUUUCUAAAGUCAUUACAGUAAAAGAAGCAAAUUUUAACACCCCACCGUCAGUGAAGUAUGCAGGAAUUGCUACAGAGGUGCCGACUCCAGCUCCAAGAAAGAAGAGGGAAGCAAACUCUAAUGUACCUGAACCUUUGAAGUUGUCAAGUGGAAUUGCUACAGAAGUACCAACUCCAGUUCCACCAAAGAAAAAGAUUACAAAAUCAAAGAGUGAAGGCGCACUCAAGCCUGUACCCCAGCCUGGGCAAUCAGCAGGGAUCCCACAGGUCAGGCUGAGAAUGUCAGAAAGAGCCCACAGUCUGGAAGAGAUGGAACGAGCUGAUGAGAUGGCUGAAAAUAUUGUGAAGAGUACAGAGUCUCUGACCAGUUCUCAAGAGGAGGAAAGGUCAAUGUCUCCAUUUUACAUGAGUGCACAGAUCUCAUCUGUCAGUCAUAAACCAGCAUCUGAAGAUCUCUUGGAGAAGACAAUCAGAUCAGCAGUAGAGCAGCACCUCUUUGAUGCGCAUGGCUGCGGGGGUCAAAGUUCAGAGGAAUCUGAAUUGGGGACGUCACCCUCCUCUCCAUCAGUGACUGCCAGGCAGAGAAGACGACAUCUGAGAGAUCAGGAUGAGACACUGAGGCACAAAGACAUGGACGAUAUCAAUAAAGAGAACAUUCCCUCUGUAUUCAGCACCACCGAAGACAGUAAACCGGUCUCGCUGGAUGGAGAGAAAAAGCAGAUAGACAGCGGCACCUCUUACAUCGAGGUGAGCAUGAAACUGAAGAGGCAGAAGUCCAUCACCAAGCUUUCUGAGCUCAAAGAAAACAAGGAAGGCUUGAUUGUAAUGGAAUGUUUUGGCCCAGUGAGGCUACAGGACAGAACAAAGUCUGAGAAAAUGGAUGCUCUAGCAGAGGGAAGAAAGGAAAACCAAACUGAUGAUGACUCUGUACUGCUACCACUGAACUCAGCUAUGAAGAUUCAGGAGGUGCAGAGUGGCUUUGAGACAGCUAAAAUGCAAAGAAAUCAAGAAGCAGAUGUUUGUGAAGAAAGCUCUGUGUCUGAGGUUCCUAGACUGGAUUUGUCAGCCUUGACGGAGGACAACAGCUUGGGAGAUUCAUCUUUUUUCACUGUCUCCUUCAUUGAUUUCAAAUGUAUUGGGCAGCAGAGUUAUUAUGAGGACCCAGUGCCAGCCUGCCCAUCAUGGCAGAGGGCACAUAUGCACAUGGAGGAAGCCCGCCUCUCCCCGCAAGCUGGGCGGCGACUGAUCCGCCAGCUCGUGGACGAGGACAGCGACCCCAUGCUCUCACCACGCUUUUACACCUUCGGGCAGAGCCAGCAAUACCUGGAUGACCCCGAAGUGCCCCCCUCUCCCCCCAACGCACACUCCUUCAUGAGCAGGCGGCGUAGCGCUUCGCUGGGCUCAUGUGAAGAUGACACAGAAGAGCUCACAGGUGCCCAACUCUCCAAGAAGAUCCAGAGCUUAAAGAAGAAGAUCAGGAAAUUUGAAGAAAAGUUUGAAGAGGGGAGGAAAUACAGGCCUUCUUACAGCGACAAGGCAGCUAACCCUGAGCUGUUAAAGUGGAUGAAUGAACUUGCCAAGUUCCGAAAACAGCUGAAAGAGAUGAAGGUAAAGAUCUCUGAAGAAGGCCUGCCUCCUCAGACUCGCCAGCGCAGCUACACCCUCCCAAAGAGCUUUGGCUCCCAGCUAGAGAAGCAGGAAGCUGCUGAGAAAGCACCAAAACCCACUUUGGAGGACACACUGGAGGCUGUCCAGAAGAAGCUGCAAGAGAAGCGAGCCGAGGUCAACCGCCCCGAGGAUAUCAAGGACAUGACCCGGGAGCAGAUCUCAGCAGAGAAGUUUGCUCUGCAGAAAGCGCUGCUGUACUAUGAGAGCGUACACGGGAGGCCAGUUACAAAAAGAGAGAGAGAGCUCAUGAAGCCUCUGUAUGAUAGAUAUCGUCUUGUCAAGCAGAUCCUUUGCAGGGCAUCCACCAUUCCUGUGAUUGGUUCCCCCUCAAGCAGGCGUCGAAACCCUUUGCUGUGGCCAGUUAUUGAAGGUGUAACAGCAUCGUUCUUCGAGGACAUAAAGGAGGAGGAGGAAGACGGCUCAGAAGAUGAAAACAAUGCAAAGACAGACUUCACUGUCACCAUGAAGCCGGGUUUCAGCGUGCGCAACUUCCUGGACCAGCUGGACGAGGAGGGGGACGGCUUUAUUUCACCAGUGGAUGAUAAAACACCUUCCAAGAACACUAUUGACAUGAGGCUGUCCAAUCUACACUCUGCCACCAUGCCUGAACUUGUUGAGCAGCUUCACGAUGCAAGGGAAGACAAAAAAAGAAUCCGCAAGAAACUGAGAGAAUUUGAAGAUGCGUUUUUCAGGCAAAAUGGAAGAAAUGUGCAGAAAGAAGAACGCACCCCCAUGGCUGACGAGUACAGUGAAUACAAGCACGUUAAAGCCAAGUUAAGGCUUCUGGAAGUUCUCAUCAGCAAGAUGGAUUCUUCAAAGACCUUGUAAAUUAUUGGAAGGACUGUGUUCUGUGGAAUUCCAUUAUUUAAUAAAAUAACAAGAGGAUGAUAACAAAAACAAAGAAUAACAGUAACACAAAUACUGAAACUUUGCAUCAUUAACUCAAUAUGGUUUUCCCUAAUGAACUCAGCAGUGUUUCUUGUUUUUAAAGUGCCAUACAAAGACUCACCAGCAACUUCUGAAUGACUUUUCUAGGAUGAUUCGUUUUAUUAACCUCUAUCGUCAGAGGCACGGACACCACACUGAAACACACACACACACACAAACACACACAUGGAUAGUUGAUUCCAGGGUAGACCCAUUCAUACUGGUUUCCAGCAGCUACAACAUUUAAAGCUUUUACUGUUAAGCUGCAAAAAAAGCUGGUUGGUGAGAAUUCCUGAGAUUCUGGCCCAUUUCCAAUGAUAAGCUACGACUCUAAAGGAUGUAGCAACAGAACAAUAACUCAGAAUCAUACAUGACCCAAAAAUAAUUUCUCAUAGUUAUUUAAGUAAAUAACACUAUCUGGGUGUGUAAGCCUUAUAAAAGCUAAAGAGAAAAAAUAAGUUGUAUAGUUUGAGAGGCCUAGUUUAAAAAGGAGUGAUGUUUCAAAAUUAUUUUUAAAGCGAUUGCAAAAUUGAAGCUGUAUCAGUUUUAAUUCUGCUUUUGUGAUUAAAGCAGAUGAGGGGUGAUCAAACUACUUUCUAUUCAUGUAAAAAGAUAUACACAAUGUAAUGUGAUGGGAGUGCUAUCAAAUGAAAUGCGGGUAAAUAAAUUUUCAUCUCUUAUGUCAUACUACACGUGCUAGCCAAGAUACUGCUUACAAGAGGCAUUGUAGCACUGUGUUCCUAAUCGCCGUUUACUAUCAGUUUAAUGUGGGUCAUUAGUUCUAUCUUUGUUGUUGUCAUGUGGUUGUGUUCAAAAUACAAAAACAAUGUUACCUUAAAGGGAACUCCAAAUGUUGUAAUUAGCUUUGAGGAGUCUUAUAAUGUACGUAAACCCUGGCAGCAUGAAUUUGUGCUUUUUGUCCUGCAGAA
Molecule: messenger RNA, 4457 nt
Organism: Polyodon spathula (Mississippi paddlefish)
Lineage: Eukaryota; Metazoa; Chordata; Actinopteri; Acipenseriformes; Polyodontidae
Product: protein FAM13A-like
Exons: 26
Coding region: 151-3429 (1092 amino acids)
Biological process (GO): signal transduction
Source: RefSeq, a predicted model, not a curated record